AUGGCUCAAACGUCACGGUCGAAAUCACAUGAUGUAUCAAACCCUGAAGAGACGGAUCCAGCUCUUCUCAGGGAUCAUACCCAGUUCAGAAAUUACAAAAUCAAAAACUUUGAUUUCCCAAAAGUCCGCGUAUUUUUCCGGCCGCGGCCCAAGAUUGAUGAAUUCCCCCAGCAUCCUGCUACGUUGCCAUUGCUAGUCUUCAUUCAUGGCCUGGGCGGACAAGCAUCUCAGUUCUCUGGGCUUAUAUCCAGUCUCUGCAACAAUGCUUCCUGCCUGGCAGUUGAUUUGCCAGGAUGUGGACGCUCCGCCUUCAGCCCUCAACACUGGAAAGCAUACGAGCCCACCGUAAUGGUUGCUUUACUCGAGACCAUCAUUCAGGAGUACCGCGACGGGGAACAUAACCAGGGAGUCAUUCUAAUCGGCCAUAGUAUGGGAUCCGUACUCGCAGCCAGACUGGCGAAUCCAGGGGCGUCUCAUGACACCGACCUUACACCCCACAUUUUGGGAGUCAUUGGUAUCUGUCCUCAAUCUGGGCCGCCUUCUGAAAAGGCAAGCUCCAAAUUGCGAAAGCUACUUUGGCUUCCGACAUGGCUAUUCGAUCUCCUCCGCCGAUGGGAUCGAAGAGGCGGAACAAACAGCCCGAGCGUUCUACGGAUAGCCGGCCGAGAAGCGCACCGUGAACUUAGAGAGUUACAAUAUGUUUUCAACAGGCAGAGCUCCAGUCCUGUGUUUCGUAGGUUCGCAUGGGGCUGUCUCUCGUCUUACACUGCCGGCCAACCAGUUGGAGGCCUGUUCGGAGAGCCUACCUGGGCGGGACUGAAUCUCCCAGUCUACCUCAUUGGGGCCAAGAACGAUAACAUCACCCAGCCUGAGGAGGUUGACAAGAUCAAAGCACUGAUCAAUGAUCAAGAAGAGAAUUCCACCGCAAAUAGUGGCGCUAAAGAGUCUCAAAAGGUCCCCCAGCACAUCUCGACCAACGAAGUCCUGACUAAAACGAGCUCAUCCAACUCCAGCGGUGCUUUUGGGGAGGCUACAAUACCUGCUCUUACCAAUACGAAACCCCGCGAGAAGCUUCCUCAGUCAAUCAGCGAUAUCACUGCUGAGAAUUUCCAACCUAAGGGACCCACAGCCAAUUCUGAGGAUAGUUCUGAUGAAGUAAUCACACCACGAGACACCGGGGAGUCGCCCGUGGCUAUCCCUCCCCUCGAACUUCGCCCUACGAAAUUUGUAGCAUCCAGGGUCCUAGCAAAUGCCAAUCAUACCGUCUUGUACGACCCGAAAACAGUUCGCGUUGUAUCUGGCUUGAUCUCUGAUUUCAUUAUACUUCACAUCACGGGCAGGUUUGAUUUGAGCUGGCAGCUGCAGCACCUUAACCGCCUAGGAAAAUGGGAGCUGAAGAAUCUUCAAAAAUGGCAGUCGGUUCAACCUGUUUCGGAUCUGAUUGCCCAUCGUUUCCGUGCGAUGAAAACUCUCCGUGAAGUCGAUGACGAGCAUUCACCUCAAAACUUUGCAAGCAAAUGGGGAGGUGAAGUUAAGGCUAUCAUUGAUAUUAGCAAAGACAACCCGGCUUACGAUCCAAGAGGCUUGGAGCAAGCGGGUAUCCAAUAUCACAAGCUUCCGUCGGUGUCCAAGAUCCCACCAACUGAUCAGGACGUUCAAAACUUUAUCAGUUUGGUCUCGCGAUUGGAAUUAGAGCUAUUGCCUAAUCAUGUCUCGGAAGGACGAGAUGACCCAAAGGUACAUACCAUUGGCGUUCACUGUCACUAUGGCUUCAAUCGGACGGGCUUUCUCAUUGUCUCUUAUUUGGUUGAGGCGAUGGGAAUGCCCGUUCAAACCGCGAUCGCUGAAUUUGCCAAAGCUCGGCCUCCUGGGUAA
Molecule: messenger RNA, 1875 nt
Organism: Pestalotiopsis fici W106-1
Lineage: Eukaryota; Fungi; Ascomycota; Sordariomycetes; Amphisphaeriales; Sporocadaceae
Exons: 3
Coding region: 1-1875 (624 amino acids)
Biological process (GO): 7-methylguanosine mRNA capping; dephosphorylation
Molecular function (GO): phosphatase activity; mRNA guanylyltransferase activity
Source: RefSeq, a predicted model, not a curated record